Molecule: messenger RNA, 285 nt
Organism: Gracilinanus agilis (Agile Gracile Mouse Opossum)
Lineage: Eukaryota; Metazoa; Chordata; Mammalia; Didelphimorphia; Didelphidae
Gene: SCGB1C1
Product: secretoglobin family 1C member 1
Exons: 3
Coding region: 1-285 (94 amino acids)
Source: RefSeq, a predicted model, not a curated record
AUGAAGGGACCCGGGGCCUCGCUGCUGCUCCUGACCCUCGCCCUUUGCUGGGCUGCGGGGACGGCCACCGACAACGAAUUCUUCCUGGAGUUCCUCCAGACGCUGCUGGUGGGCUCGGUGGACGACCUGUACUCGGGGCCCCUGGCGGCCUACAAGAUCAACCCCGACGCCAAGGCCGCCAUGUCCGACCUCAAAGCCUGCAUCGACAACCUGGCCGGCGUGCACAAGGCCGAGCUGGUCAAGCUGCUGGUGGUUGUAUUGGACAGUCGCGCGGAUGACGCCUGA